UUGUUCAUACUGCUCACUUAAGUCGUAGCUGUUGACCUUAAGGUCGUUCCAAAGCAUGACUUUUAAUUGCUCUUCGUGCAGGGUGGAUAUCUCAGCUGAUGAGAAAGUCCAUCAUGCUAGGAGUGAUUGGCAUGUUUACAAUCUAAAGCGUAUAGUUUCUGGCCUUCUGCCGAUAUCUGAAGAGAUAUUUUUGCAGAAGAAAGAGCUGCUUGCUGCAGAAGCACCUGGAGUUGGAAAGGAAACCUAUUGUAGUGCUUGCAAGAAAUGCUUCUCUAAUAAUAAGUCGUUUUAUGCCCACCUGUCAUCAAAGCGGCACCUUCAUAACAUCGCAUCUCGAAGGGAAAAGCUGACUCAUUCGGUUGGUGAUACAAAAGAGUAUGCAGAAGAAAAUAGUUCUCCACAGCCGUUACCACUGGGAUCAUGUUUAUUUUGUGACCGUUUUAUAUCAUGUAACUCUGUUCCGGAUGAACUCGUCGAUGAAACCCAACAAAUUAAACUAGCCAAACGCGUUCUAGAUCAUAUGUUUGAUGCACAUAAAUUUAGUGUACCGUUUCCAGAAAAGUUAACAAAUCCCGCUGGAUUACUGAUUGAGCUAGGGCGUAUUGUAGGAGAAGAACGUGCAUGCCUAGCCUGUGGUCGUCAGUUUUAUGGUAGUCGUCUAGAAGGAUCACACAAUCAGGUCUCUUUGUCCGCAGUCCGUAAUCACAUGCUAGAUAAGCCCGGACACAAAAGAAUUUGGUGCGGAACUGAAGAUCCUGUUCAGGUUGCCUUAUUGUUGGCUGAAGCAGAAGAGAGAUCAGAUGAUUGUAAAAAAGACUAUCCUGAAGUUGGCCUUGCAGGCGGUGAACUAUUUAGCCAAUUUUACGACCAGUCUGUUAUUGCAUCACCAUUCAUACUGUCGGAUGAUGAAGACGUCUACGAAAUAAAGCUACCAUCUGGUACUGUUCUUGGUCACCGGAAAAUGAAAGCAGUUUAUAAACAACACUUGAGUACAAAUCUAUCAUUAGCUAUCACUAAUGGAUCGAAAGUGUCGAACUACACUGGUGACACAAAAAGCGUUUCUAUAUUGCAUUCAGAUUUCAAACCUUCAGUUCAGAGGAGAUUUAACACAGAUUCGGGAAGGUAUUUAAAUGAACAGCGGAAGCACUGGGAUUUGGUAACCGGUGUUCAAGGCAAUCUGUGCAGUCGUAUGCACCUACGAAGGCAAUGUUGAAUUUGUGAAAGUUUUGCUAAUCGUCGGAAAAUGGAUUUAUCUUACGUGAUAUUUUCAAUGAUUUUUUCAUUUUGAUUGACUGACUUCAUCCUAUGUAGCCAGUAUCCGUUAUCUACGUUUGCAUUUUAAAUAUUUUGAACAUUCAGCUCCGGAGAGAAUUUUAAAAACGUAAAUUGGAGUAUUGCAGAGCUUUUUUAUUUGGUACGAUAAACAUUUAUACUGCUAUUCAUCCUUAACAAUCAAAUGACUGAAUACAUACCAUUUCUUAAGUAGGAUUAAAGCAAAGAGUAAGUAAAAAGGGUGGAAAUUAGUUAAUACCGUCUAUUGAAGUGCUAAUAAGCUAAAGCAUAAUGGUUAAUGUCAAAUGACGUGACUUCUUAUUCUCAUAUGCUAGCCAUAUCGGUAAGUAGAAUGAUAUAGUAGAUAAUAUUGUAUUGCUGUGUGCUGUAUCAAAUAAACCAAUCUGAUAUGUAUUUCCACAUCGUCUUCGUUAGUUUAAUGUUAUAAAAACAGUUAUUUAGUGGAUACACUUUGACUUUACUGUACCCUUUUAACCAGUUUCAAUUUCAAUGAUGAAAACAUCUUAGUUUUACAGUCCUCCAGCAUGGAUUAAUCAUAGGCUUUAGAAAGACUGAUAAUUCCUAGUCAAGAAUUAGCGUAAAUGUGUACAAGUUACCUGUUUAUUUGGUCUUGAUCAGUUUGGUGCUUUAAUGAGAGUAUAGUAUCUUACCAAUAAUGUUAAAAAGGGUUCGCACAACAGUAAAUUUAUUUCUAAAUCAGCAUAUACUCUGGUGUUGACAUCCUUUUUCCACUCGGUUGACAGUUAGAUACUUGUCCAUCAUUUGUUUCAGCAUACAACUACGAGAAUACUGUUUAGCUCUUCUGAUAUCAUCAUCAAUGGAUUGUGAAGGCAGUACGUGUGCGUCGG
Molecule: messenger RNA, 2141 nt
Organism: Heterobilharzia americana
Lineage: Eukaryota; Metazoa; Platyhelminthes; Trematoda; Strigeidida; Schistosomatidae
Source: the annotation of a GenBank genome assembly